UCAUGGCAACAAAAUACAAAAUUCAGUUUAAUUUUCAUUUGUCAAGGACUGUCACGAAUAAUGAACAACCUAAAAUUCUUGUGAAAAAAAUGCAGAACAACUUGAGAUAUGCCAUCUUCUGUAACAAACUUACCUAAACAACCCCCCGUUCCUCCAGCAGCGGUCACAACACCAACAGAACCGAUUAAAGAUAAAAAACCGACAGUUCUUGAAUGCCAUGGCUAUUACCUUGGAAAAACUAUAGGAACAGGUUCUUACGCCACUGUUCGGGUAGCUCAUAGCACCAAACACGAAGGUGAUGUAGCAAUAAAAAUAGUUAGUAAAUUCUCAGCUCCAGCAGAUUACCUGAAAAAAUUUCUACCAAGGGAAAUAGAAGUUGUAAAAGGCUUGCGUCAUCCAAACUUGAUAAGAUUUUUACAAGCGAUUGAAACUACGCAUAGAGUUUACAUAAUAAUGGAAUAUGCGGAAAAUGGCAGCUUACUCGAUGUAAUCAGGAGGGACAGUUCCAUAGAUGAAUACAGGGCGAGAAAGUGGUUCCGCCAGUUGGUAGAGGCCGUUGACUAUUGCCACGAAAGAGGUGUCGUCCACAGAGACAUAAAAUGCGAGAACAUGCUGAUGGACGGCGAUUAUAACAUAAAAUUGUCCGACUUUGGGUUCGCCCGUGGCCAUCUCAAGCCCAGGAACGGUCAAAUGCCCCUCAGCGAUACGUUUUGCGGCAGUUACGCCUACGCCUCUCCGGAAAUCCUGAGGGGUAUACCCUACCAGCCUCAACAGGCGGACAUAUGGUCCAUGGGCGUGGUACUGUUUGCCAUGGUUUUUGGAAGGCUUCCAUUCGACGAUUCCAACUAUAGGGAGCUGAUUAAGCAAGUCAGCAACAAGGUAGUGUUCCCCAAGGAGCCGAGAGUUUCCCCCAUAUGCAAGACCCUGAUCAACAAGAUAUUAUCGCCCGCAAAGUCGAGGGUCAGAAUUUCCGGCAUAAGGAACGAUCAGUGGUUCAGUCAUGUGCAAGCUACAACGACGGCGCAAAAUGACAAUAUAACUGAAGAAACUGCUGGUAAUCAGAACGAACAACCCGCGGCUCUGAUAGGUAAAGAUCAAAUUCCGAGAAUAGCAAAUAGGAAUCCCAGACCGGACGAUUCCGAUUCUAUACUGAAAAAUGCUGCAAAGAAUACAAAUGAACAACAAAGCUGAGCAAAAGACCAGGAUACUUAUAGAUUAUUGAAAUUGUAAUGUUGAUGGCCACUGCAUGAUAUUAAACGGCAUACAAACCUG
Messenger RNA from Coccinella septempunctata (seven-spotted ladybird), 1272 nucleotides. Its product is annotated as testis-specific serine/threonine-protein kinase 3-like. The record is from RefSeq and is a predicted model, not a curated record. Gene Ontology annotation, cellular component: cytoplasm. Bases 109 to 1191 code for a protein of 360 amino acids. NCBI's taxonomy places the organism in Eukaryota, Metazoa, Arthropoda, Insecta, Coleoptera, Coccinellidae. The transcript is spliced from 7 exons. Gene Ontology annotation, molecular function: ATP binding; protein serine/threonine kinase activity; tau-protein kinase activity. Gene Ontology annotation, biological process: microtubule cytoskeleton organization; protein phosphorylation; intracellular signal transduction.